CACAAAACAUUUUAGUCUUGUAAACAUACGAAAUGUCUCCUGAAAGGAAAUGGGUAUGAUCAGAAACUGGGUGAGCCAUUCAAAGACUGCUGCUUUAAUCUGGUUCAUCUCUUUCGCCUUGUUUUACUCUCUCUUCCACAUGGCUCUCAACAAUUCUUCCCUUUCUUCUUCAGGUUCUGAUAUUUCAAAUAUGGAGCAAAGGUCGCAAUUGUAUGAUAGAAUGGCAAGGGACUUAGAUGAACAUGGGGCAGUUUUCCUUAAACAAGGCAAAACUUCUAGUUCAUUGUCGCUUUCUGAUCUCUUCACUUUGAAAGAUGGAUCUGUAACACCUGUACUGAAGGCAGCAAAUCCUCCAGUACGGGCUAAUGUUUUGUAUCUGAGCACAGAAUACUCAGUGCCCAUCUUGGAUGCUGUGAAACGCAUAUUUGGUCCAUACUUUGAAAAAGCAAUCUGGUUUCAGAACUCUAGCCUGUACCAUUUUAGCAUGUUUCAUGCCUCGAACCAUAUUGUUCCUGUUCCUGCAACUGAAGAAGAGAUUGAAGCUGAAGCAACUGCGGUCAGAGCUGUAGCAGAGGCAAUCUGUCCAUUAGAAAUUGUCUUAGAUAGAGUGGUUCUAACCUCAACUGGUGUGCUUUUGGGUUGCUGGCAGGUGAUUUCGGGUACAGAUCCCAUAACCAUUCGUGCUAACUUGAGAACAGCACUUCCACAAGCACCAGAGAAGCAAAUUUAUGAUGCUGCCAUUCUUCAUACGUCAUUGGCGAGGCUAGUUGGCCCCCCUAAGGCUACACCUACGGAGGCGCAAAAUACUUCAGAUGAACUGCAAUUCUUCCACAAGCUUGUGGCUGAGCUAAACAAUCAAAUCCGUGGAUUUAAGGUGAGUUAUAAUACUUCUACAGCAUUUUAAAUAAAUCUCUAUUCUCUACACGUUCAAAUGCAGUGAAGAUACCAUUUGGCCACAGGAAAAGGCAUCCUUCCUACCACAUUUCUUUGCACGGUUUGUUUUUCUCUGGAUUUAUAUGUUGGCAUUAAACCUUACCUGAAAACAUAAUUCAGGCAGCGGUAUCUGAGCUCUGGUACGUCGAGGAAUAUGAUCUCUUGGCUCUUGCCUUAGAUGGAAGAAUGAAAGUCCGGAGGUUCCCACUCGGUUGCUCAAGAACCUGAAGUUCCAAAUAUGACAGAUAAUUUAAACCGCAAUGUUUGGAAUUUUCCAACUUACACCUUGUAAAGUUAGACACCGUUUCGUUUGUAAUUUCAUUGCUCUUAUACACAGGUAGAUUAAAUAUUUGAUGAUGAGGUAUACAAGAUAAAAUAGCACUAUUUUUUAAAAUCCCUCUUCAUCUUUCUUAAGUUUUGAAUUUGAGAUUUAAGGCUAUCAAUUUUUACUAGUAGAGACAUGGGGCUAACCAAAUAUAAACAUCUGUUAGCACUUCGUGAUGGAUUGCUUGAAAUUGCAAAUACUGUUGAACUAUUAUUUA
Rubroshorea leprosula is the source of this 1475-nucleotide messenger RNA. Lineage: Eukaryota; Viridiplantae; Streptophyta; Magnoliopsida; Malvales; Dipterocarpaceae. The record is from the annotation of a GenBank genome assembly.